AAUGAAUGAGCACGGGGUCGAAACCGGUGAAGGUUAGCCGAACAAGUCAACAACUCACAGACAACUCGGAUUUUUUUUCUUAACCGAUUGUCAAAGAAAAACGAUAAAAAUUAUAUUUAAAACGUUCCGACAAGCUCCACGAAAAGAUGAAGAGGAAGGGAAGAACGGAUCUCAACGGAUUUGAAGAAUGGGGAGGGUAUAUGGAAGCAAAAAAGAACAAGCUUAUCGAACAGUUCAAUAUCGAUGGCCAAAAAUCAGGACUUAAACAGGAUGAUUUAUUUAAGGAUAUUUCUAUCUUUGUCAAUGGUUACACAGAACCUAGCAGUGAUGAGCUAAGGCUACUGAUGAUGAAGCAUGGCGGUACCUAUCACCAUUAUUAUCAAUCUGGUAAAACAACACACGUUAUUGCGUCCAAUCUACCAGACAGUAAAAUUAAACAAAUGAACCAGUUAAAAGUGGUGAAACCAACGUGGAUAACAGACAGUAUAAAAGCGGGAUAUAUUUUGAAAUAUCAGGAUUAUCUUUUACUCACUAAUCAAUCUAAAACACAGCCCACUCUGACUUUCUGCACCAAUGGCAAACAGCCAGAUGAUACAAAAUCAACGAACAUAAAAUGUACAACCGAUGAACACUUCCUCGAGGAAUUUUAUAGUAAAUCGAGACUACAUCAUAUUUCAUCAUUGGGGUCUAUGCUUAAAGAGCAUAUCUUAAAGCUUAGACUGAAAAAACCUUACACAUUUCCCGGUCGGGAGGAGUUGACAGAAAAAGCCAAAGACUUAACAAUGAAUGAUCAUGAUUGCAUUGAGAAGAAUGUAAUCAUGCACAUUGAUAUGGACUGUUUUUUUGUUUCUGUUGGGAUUCGUAACAGGCCGGAAUUAAAAGGAAAACCAGUUGCAGUAACACAUUCCAAAGGGAACUGCCCCAAGCCAAGAGAAGGCAUCAAUCCUAUGCAGGAAGUUGAAGCUUACAGGCAAAAGAAAGGGCUAUCUGUCCAAAGUGAUCAUUGGGUAAACCAGCUGAAAGAGCACGAUUCAAUGGCAGAAAUAGCUUCUUGUAGCUACGAAGCGAGACAAGCUGGAAUAAAGAAUGGCAUGUUUGUAGGCGAAGCUCUUAAACUCUGCCCAAAUCUUAAUUUUAUUAGUUACAAUUUUGAUGAGUACAAAGAGGUCUCAUAUAUUCUUUACAACACCGUAACAAGAUACUCUUUGGAUAUUGAAGCAGUAAGUUGUGAUGAGAUGUAUGCUGAUUGUUCAGAGUUACUGGAUGCAACAGGCCUUACUCCUAUGCAGUUUGCAACAGUUCUAAGGACAGAAAUAAAGGAGAAAACAGGUUGUCCAUGUUCUGUAGGAUUUGGUGAAAAUAAAUUGUUAGCAAGAUUAGCAACAAAGAAGGCAAAACCCGAUGGCCAAUUUCAUCUAACAAGUGAUCACGUUGAAUCCUAUCUAUCAGAUAUAGCGGUUUCUGAUCUACCAGGCGUUGGAAGAACUACAUCUUUUAAGCUGAGGGAAAAUGGUGUACUUACUUGUGGAGAUUUACGCAAUAUUUCCUUAUUCCAGUUACAAAAGGAAUUUGGCAAUAAGCAAGGAGAAACCCUUUAUAAUGCAUGUCGAGGAAAAGUGGAUAAGGGUUUGGUAUUUGAUCAUGUGAGGAAGUCAGUAUCGGCCGAUGUCAAUUAUGGAAUAAGAUUUACAGAUGAUCAAGAAAGGGAUAUCUUUCUAAGAAAUUUAUCUCAAGAAGUUUCCAAUCGGCUUGAAGCAGUUAUGAUGAAAGGACGUAGUAUUACUCUCAAACUAAUGGUGAAAUCAAAAGAAGCUCCUGAAGAAACUGCUAAAUAUCUCGGCCAUGGUGUUUGUGACACAGUUACAAAAGGGACAAGCCUAUCAAUCGCUAUAUACGAUAAAGAAGCAAUCUAUAGGGAAGUUCAAAAGAUUAUAAAACCACUUAAAAUAAACUCAAAAGAUCUUAGAGGUAUUGGGAUUAAAAUCUCAUCAUUAGAACCAGUAAAAAAUGAGGCAAAUAAUAUAAUGAGGUUUUUCAAUUCAAAAAGCACUACAAAAAAUAAGGUAUGCUUAACAAAGGACAAUUCUUCAGCAGAAACUAUUCCGAAGGAUAUUGACACACAAGAAAAUAUUUUAAAAGAUUCGGAUCUACAAAUCGAAGAUAAGAAAAACUGUAAUAAUCAAACUAAAAAUAAUAUUUGUUCAGGACAAAACAGAACUAACAAGAAAGAUUUAACAAAAAGUGGGGUUAGCAGUUUUGUUUCACCUACUGAAAUAAGGGUACUGCUCCAGCAGUGGGUGAACUCAGAAAAGAAACCGAAACAAAAAGACAAACUGAUGAUAAUUGAAUAUUUUCAGCAGCUUGUGAAUAACAGGAGGUUCGAAGAGUUACAUGUACUGCUCAAAUCUUUUCACAGGUGCAUCUCGAGGUCUGAAAAUUUUAAAGAUACAUGGAUAUCCGUGUUCACUGAUGUAUUGGACAGCGUGCAAACUGCAAUGGUUUAUAUCCAUAAAAGCAGGUUGAAAAUAAAUUGUUCUUUACUCAAAUGUACAUCUCUUCCGGACUGAUUUUGAAAGCGUGUGAUUUUACUUUAAUAUCAAUUAAAUAUUACAAUUUAAUUUUUUUAAACUUUAAACACCAAAAGUCAGUAAGUUAAGAUUAAAAAAAAAAAAAAAUCGACAUUGGUAGUACCUGAAAAAUGUGAUUCUAUUGUUAAUAAAAUAAUAAUUAUAUUGUUAAUCAAUAUUAAAGUGAUAUUAAUUUAACUGUAUUAUUAAUACGGAUUUUGGUCAGCUUAACCCCGUUGUGUUGGCCUGUCAGAUCCUUUUUGGCAUUUCCCUAUCUUCAGUGUUUGAUGAAAUGCUGAAAUUUGUCUGACCGACGAACACAGCAAAGAAAAGUAGACCAAAAUGAUUAAAUGACCAAAUAAAAGUUAAAAGACCACUUUCUGAAGAAAGGACUAUUUGUCACAUCAUCAUUUAUUUCAAAUACUUAUUAUAUUUGAAAAUGUGUGAUGUUCAAUGGCUGUGAUAAUGAUUAAAAAUAUUUUGAUUGAAUUA
This is a messenger RNA of Cimex lectularius (bed bug), 3059 nucleotides long. RefSeq names its product DNA repair protein REV1 (gene Rev1). The coding region runs from base 147 to 2567 and encodes 806 amino acids. Gene Ontology annotation, molecular function: deoxycytidyl transferase activity; damaged DNA binding; DNA-directed DNA polymerase activity. The transcript has 12 exons. Gene Ontology annotation, cellular component: nucleus. The record is from RefSeq and is a predicted model, not a curated record. NCBI's taxonomy places the organism in Eukaryota, Metazoa, Arthropoda, Insecta, Hemiptera, Cimicidae. Gene Ontology annotation, biological process: error-free translesion synthesis; error-prone translesion synthesis.